Molecule: messenger RNA, 3156 nt
Organism: Cydia splendana
Lineage: Eukaryota; Metazoa; Arthropoda; Insecta; Lepidoptera; Tortricidae
Gene: FBXO11
Product: F-box only protein 11
Exons: 14
Coding region: 297-3146 (949 amino acids)
Biological process (GO): regulation of apoptotic process; ubiquitin-dependent protein catabolic process
Molecular function (GO): protein binding; zinc ion binding
Source: RefSeq, a predicted model, not a curated record
UUUUGCUCGAGCAGAGUCGAGUCGCCCGUAGCUCGGCUAGGGUAGAGCGGAUUUUUAGUAUAAUUCAUUUAAAUAAUGAUUUUUAUGAGUUAACAGUUAUCAUUUUAGUAUCAGUGAUUAGUGUUUUGUUUGUAAAUCUUAAAUACAUUAGUUUAGCAGUCACUGAUGUGGUGUAAUCUCUAUUUCCCGUUUCGUUUUACCAAUCUAAUCUAAACAGAAAAUGGCCGACGGUGUUGGUGCGGGUGUCUCCUUUGUUUAGUGCUGAAUUCUAGUGAAAAUAAGUAUUAAAAGGAAUAAUGCCUAGUGCCUCGUUUUCCUCUUCGCGUUCUUACGUUCGCAGAUCGCGAAGAAAAGGCGGACAUCGCAUACCAUUGCCUUCUAGGACACAAUCGACGGAGCCAUGUGAAUCAGUCCCGUGCCCGAACAACGUGACCGGCAGCGCCAUGGCCGCCACGGCUUGCGCGGGCCCCAGCGGCAGCGGCGGCGGUGGCUCGCCGCCCGUGCCCGCCGCCGCGCCCGCCACCACCGCCGGCCACCACAGUCCGUACGACCUGCGCCGCAAGAGCCCGCCCGCCUACCACGAGCCCGGGCCUUCGGGAACUUGCUCACUGCCGGCCAGGAAGAGGCCUAGGACAUCAUUGUCACAAGGCGUGGACGUAUGCAACGUAUCUCAGUACCUCCAGUAUGAAUUGCCCGAUGAGGUGCUUCUGUGUAUCCUGUCGCACCUCACUGAACGCGAUCUGUGCCGUGUGGCGCAGGUCUGCAAGCGGUUCAACACCAUCGCCAAUGAUACUGAGCUAUGGAAAAGCCUAUACCAAUCGGUGUUUGAAUACGACAUGCCAUUGAUGCACACUGCACCGUGCCAGUUCGAGUUCAUGACGGCGGACGAGUGCGACGCUGAGAACCCGUGGAAGGAGAGCUUCAGGCAGCUAUACUACGGCAUUCACGUGCGACCCAACUUCCGUCCCAAGAAAGACUCGCGGAUCAAGCAUUUUAAUACUAUUAGAGCCGCUCUGGAGUACGUGGAGGAGCGCGGCGGGUCGACGCCGCCCAGCAGCAGCGGCAGCUCGCCGUGCUCGGGCGCGGCGGCGGCGACGGCGACGGCGGCGGCGACGCCGGGCGCGGCGGGCGCGAGCGCGGCGUGCGCAUGCGCGGGCGCGGGCGCGGGCGUCGGCGCCGGCCCGUGCGCGUGCCGCCGCGCCGCGCAGCCCAAGCCCGCGCUGGUGUUCGUGCACCAGGGGCUCUACCAGGAGGAGUGCCUCGCCAUCGACACUGAUGUGCAGCUCAUUGGUUGUGCCGCUGGCAACGUGGCCGAGUCAGUGGUACUGGAACGCGAGGCGGAGUCGACGCUGACGUUCGCGGAGGGCGCCAGCCGCGCCUACGCCGGCCACAUGACGUUGAAGUUCUCACCUGAUGCCACCAGCACCAUGCAGCACCACAAGCAUUAUUGCCUGGAGGUCUCCGAUAACUGCUCUCCCACCGUUGAUCAUUGCAUUAUUCGGAGCGCCAGUGUGGUGGGUGCAGCGGUGUGCGUGAGCGGAGCGGGCGCCAACCCGGUGAUCAAGCACUGCGACAUCAGCGACUGCGAGAACGUCGGCCUCUACGUCACGGACUACGCGCAGGGCGCCUACCAGGACAACGAGAUAUCGCGCAACGCGCUCGCCGGCAUCUGGGUCAAGAACUUCGCCAAUCCCAUCAUGCGCCGCAACCAUAUACACCACGGCCGCGACGUCGGCAUAUUCACAUUUGAGAAUGGAUUGGGCUACUUUGAAGCAAAUGAUAUUCACAACAACAGAAUCGCCGGUUUCGAAGUGAAAGCCGGCGCCAACCCCACCGUAGUACAUUGCGAGAUCCACCACGGUCAGACGGGCGGCAUCUACGUGCACGAGUCCGGCCUAGGCCAGUUCAUAGACAACAAGAUACACUCUAACAACUUCGCGGGCGUGUGGAUCACGUCCAACAGCAACCCGACCAUUCGUCGCAACGAGAUUUAUAACGGCCAUCAGGGCGGCGUGUAUAUAUUCGGGGAGGGCCGCGGGCUGAUUGAGCACAAUAAUAUUUAUGGGAAUGCUUUGGCUGGAAUUCAGAUCCGCACAAACAGCGACCCCAUAGUCCGGCACAAUAAGAUCCACCACGGGCAGCACGGCGGCAUCUACGUGCACGAGAAGGGCCAGGGGCUCAUCGAGGAGAACGAGGUGUACGCCAACACGCUCGCCGGCGUCUGGAUCACCACCGGCUCCACGCCCGUGCUGCGCCGCAACCGCAUACACUCGGGCAAACAGGUCGGCGUAUAUUUCUACGACAACGGCCACGGAAAACUAGAAGAUAACGACAUCUUCAACCACCUAUACUCUGGCGUUCAAAUCCGAACCGGCAGCAACCCCGUCAUCCGCGGCAACAAGAUCUGGGGCGGGCAGAACGGCGGCGUGCUCGUCUACAACGGCGGCCUGGGGCUGCUCGAACAGAACGAGAUCUUCGAUAACGCCAUGGCUGGUGUGUGGAUUAAGACUGACUCCAACCCGACGCUCAAGAGAAAUAAGAUUUUUGAUGGGCGCGAUGGAGGAAUUUGUAUUUUUAAUGGAGGAAAGGGAGUAUUGGAGGAGAACGACAUAUUUCGCAACGCGCAAGCGGGCGUGCUGAUCUCAACUCAGAGCCACCCGGUGCUGCGGCGCAACCGCAUCUUCGACGGGCUCGCGGCCGGCGUAGAGAUCACCAACAACGCCACCGCCACGCUAGAGCACAACCAGAUCUUUAACAACAGAUUUGGAGGCCUUUGCCUAGCAUCCGGCGUGUCGCCAUUAAUACGAGGCAACAAAAUAUUUAGCAAUCAAGACGCUGUGGAGAAGGCGGUCGGCGGCGGCCAGUGCUUGUACAAGAUAUCGUCGUACACGUCCUUCCCCAUGCACGAUUUCUACAGGUGCCAGACUUGCAACACGACAGACCGCAAUGCAAUUUGUGUCAAUUGCAUCAAAACGUGCCAUCAGGGACAUGACGUCGAAUUCAUACGCCAUGAUAGAUUUUUCUGCGACUGCGGCGCGGGCACGCUGUCGAACCAGUGCCAGCUGCAGGGCGAGCCCACGCAGGACACGGACACGCUGUACGACUCGGCCGCGCCCAUGGAGUCGCACACGCUCAUGGUCAACUGAGCCAGUACGU